AUGAGUUUUGGAACCAAAUUAGUAUUAAAUAGUAAAUUUAAAUCAUUAAAUAAACUGCUAGCAGCUGGGAAAUAUGAUGAAGCACUAGCUAAACUCGAAGAUAUAUCGGAUUCGCUUUCUAUUUCAUUUGUUGACCCAAAAAACAAAAAUUCCAUCAUGACUCUUCUUUUAAACAGUUGUCUCCCAUUGAUAUCUCACGAAAAUCCAGAAAUACAUACAUGUGCACAGAAUAUUCUUAACCAUUGGUCUUCAAUUGUAUCAUCAUUUUAUCCUAAGGCUUUUCUUGAUGCAUUUUCGAAUAUUGAUGUAUCUCAACUCAAAAGUGAAUCAUGUUCAGCUAUAUUUUCCUUCUUUUCUAACGCUUUGCGCUGCAUUCAUCAAGAUAAUCGUAAUGAAUACCUUAACAUUCUUAAAUCUUUAUUGCAUUCAUCAAAACCAGAGUUACUUGUUGGUAUAUCAAUUAAUAUAUGGUCUUUUCUUAGAGAUCCUCUAACAAUUUCAGAUAUAAAUUCAAUUUUACAAUUAUUUAUGAAUUCUUCGCUUGCAGAAGAAGCAGCAUUUCUAUGUGAGAAGUCUCCUGACCCUCUUUACAACACAAUUCUUGAAAAAGCAAAUUUUGAAUUUAUUAAGAAAACUUUACAAUACUGGCCAUUAACAAAACAAGUAAAUUUAUCUAUAUUAGCACCACGUUUGAUCACAGCUUUUGAAAACAAUGAUUCGUCUGAAAUUUCCAUUACAAUUGAAAUUUUAAAUCAAUUAGUACAAAGAGUCAAUAAACUAUCCGAGAUUGAUUAUGAAGAGCAAUGGGAGCAACUAAUAACUCAUUGCCAGAAACUUUUUGAGAGUUCUGCAACAAUUGAACAAAAAGCAUCAUUAAUUGACCUUUUUUCUUCAGCCUCCUUCAUUCCGAAAUCAUCCCUCGAGCAUUUGCUAAUCUUUGAACAAAAUAUUCCCACUCCAAUCAAAAUUUCAAUAAUGAAACUUUGUUCUCACUUCAUUUGCGAAGGAAAGUUACCAAAAGGACUUCUUGAGUUUAUAGACGAACAGGUUGUGCAAAGAGAUCCCCUUGUUUUCGUAUCAAUUCUCGAUUUUCUUUCAAUAUCUUUUAAUGAUCUCCACAAAUUAUCACCACAACCAAUAGAAAACAUCUUAAACCACUCUCUUACACCAUUAUCUCAAUCCCCCGUAGAGCAAAUCUCAAUUUUACGCCUUUUACAGUCAAUAGAUUACAAAAAUACAGGAGUUAAUAUAGAUAUUGUGUCAAUAGUACUUAAUUUACUUGAUAAUCCUGAUCAAUCUUUAUUCCCUGAGCUUAAAAAGACAAUAAUAAAAUUAAAAUUAGAAUUACCACUGAGACAACUCAAUUGGACGAGAGAUACGGCGAUGCUUCUCCAAGUUAUACCAAAAGUCCAUUCAUCUUUCAUCAAUGAACUGUUUGAAAUUGGAAAAAUUACUCCAUCAACUUUUCCAUCAGCUGUCAAUGCCAUUAUGAACAAUUUUCCGGAUGACGAAACAGCAGAUGAUUUCGCAAAAAGUGUUCUCUCGGUGAUAGCAAUUGCUUUUGCUGAAAUAGGACUAGAUUAUAGCAGAAAAUUAAAGCAUUGGUUCAUUAAUAACUGGAGAUACUUCACUAAUCAAAUAAAUGAAUCGGUCAAAGACAUUAACAAAAAUCUCAAACAAACAGAUUAUGGAAAUAUUUUAUUAUAUUCUCUUCAACUGUUUGUAAAAUGCAUGAAUGACGGUUAUUAUGGGUUCCAAUAUAUAGAAGCAUUGUAUUCAUUAGCUAUUGACAUUGCUCCAGCUUUCUGUGACGAAGCUUGCAAAAUUGUUGUUUUUCUUCACAAAAUAUUUAGAGAAUCUAAAGAUUACAGUGAUAAAAAGAAGAAAAAGAGAGUGGAUGAACUUAUAACUUUGUUCUUUUCUCAAUCUCUUCCUUUCGAUUGUUCGAAAGAAAUUGCAAAGGCCGCAAUGGAGUGUUUACCUCGAGAAAAUGUUAUGAAAUGCAUUCCAAACUAUUUAGUAGAGAGUAUUCUUAUAUCACCUGAGAUUCUUCAAUGGUAUUUGAGUGGAGAUAGUAAUGAAAUGCCUCCCAUUUCCCCUGUUUUCAUUCAAAUCGAAGAUAAAGAUGAAAAAACGCAUAAUUACAUCAAUCAAUGUGUCAAAGAUUUACUAUUUAAUGAAUGGAAAUUAACUGAUAAUUCAGGUGAAAAGAUCGAAAAAAUGCAGGGAAUUGUUGUUCAAAGUUAUUAUCAAUUAGAUUAUACGCAUCGUAAGUUUGUUGAUCAAUAUCCUUCUAGUUUCGUAAUCCAGCAACAGAAGAAAGAAAAACAUGAUAUCAAUAUCAAGAUCGACAUCAAAGCUUCAUCCAUUUUAUCAUAA
This is a messenger RNA of Trichomonas vaginalis G3, 2379 nucleotides long. Its product is annotated as armadillo (ARM) repeat-containing protein family. The coding region runs from base 1 to 2379 and encodes 792 amino acids. The transcript has a single exon. The record is from RefSeq and is a predicted model, not a curated record. Lineage: Eukaryota; Parabasalia; Trichomonadida; Trichomonadidae.